UUGAAUAUGGUCGUCCUAUGAUAAUUCAGUCUCUGGACUCAGGGUAAACUAACCGUAAUUGAAUGACUAGGUGUAAAUAUCGCCAGUGUUCAAGGUUGUAUAAAACAUGAACUGCCCGACUGAAGCACUGUUUCCUUGCGGCAAAGGAGACAAAUAGCACUGUUUCGAAAUUACCUGUACUUCCAUUGGCUUCAAACUCAAAAUUAGUUUUGUUUACCAAAGAUGUGCUUUGUUUGUGUAAACGAAGUGAACGUGUGAAAUUACACUGUUGAAGUAAACAUCUUGGAAGGACCUAGUGGGGUUUUAUAGUAGCCAUGUUAGAGAGUUACAUCACCCCAGUUUUGAUGAGCUACGUCGACAAGUACAUAAAGAAUUUGAAGCCUUCAGACCUCAGUUUGUCGCUAUGGGGCGGAGAUGUAGUGUUGUACAAUUUAGAACUACGGCUGGAUGUUUUGGAAAAGGAAUUACACCUGCCAAUAACAUUUCUCAGUGGGAAGAUACACAAGCUACAGAUCCAUAUCCCAUGGACAAAGCUGGGAUCAGAGCCAGUUGAGAUCACCAUCAGCACAUUAGAGUGUGUUGUCCAGUUGAAAUAUCCAGAUCAUAGCCCAAGUGAUCAAUCAAGCAAGGCCUCUGAGGCAGCUUCAGCCAAUAGUGAAAAUGAAAAAGAAGAGCUUGAGAAGGUAAUGGAGGGCAAAGAGGAGGUCCCUCCUUCUGGGUAUGUUCAAAGCCUUAUCAACCGAGUGAUCAACAAUGUAUCAAUAUGUGUUAACAAUGUUAUAUUGAAAUACUUGGAAGAUGACAUUGUCUUGUCCUUAAACAUCAAAUCAGCCGAAACAUUCAGUGUGAACAGCAACUGGGAGAAGGCUUUUGUUGAUGUUGUUGCUCCUGACUUUUUGCUUCAGAAAGUAUGCAAUAUUUCUGAUCUGACCAUCUGUCUUGACAAGCGAAAUUCCAGUGGGAAAAUAGAACUCUACCAAGAUCCACUAUUGUACAAGUGUGGUCUACGCUGUCGAAUGAUGUUGAAGUUUGACAGCCUUCUCAGACCCAUUGAAACAAAGUUUAAUGUGUAUUGUGAAUCUGCAGACAUUUCGCUUACAGAUCAACAGCUUCCAAUGGUUAUUAGAUUGGCUACUCUAUGUCUCAGUCUUUAUGUUGGAACUCUAGAUUUACCUGGUUCUGAGUACAAACCGCACCCAGCAAAAAAAAUUGUUGAGCAACAAGCCAUUUCCAAUCCAAAUCUGAGUUUUACAUCAGAACCACAAGAAGUCUCUACUCAGACAGGCAAUCAGCAAAACCCAAAUGAUGAAGACUGGGUCAACUGGGUGUGGUCUUUUGUUCCUAAUCUCACAGAUGAUCAGUCAGCACUGCUAGCAACACCUCCACCAACACCUCUACUGCUAGCAGGAUUCUAUGUUUCUCAUGUGACAAUUACUAUUAAGUUGACAGGAAAGGUCAGUGAUGGGAAUUUUUUUGGUGGACAGAGAUUUGAAUUCAAGCCUAUGUUGAGUUUUGAAUUGUCAGGAGGAGCAGCUGAAAUGGUAUUGAGAGGAGAUGAAUUUUUUGACGCUCAGGUUGGUGUGUCAUCCAUCAUUGGGUGGAAUAUUGGUAACUGUGUUUGUCGAAGUUUGGAUGUGUCUUCAACAAAAGAAGGAAUUGAAGCAGAUGAUAAGGAAGAUGUUUUUAUCACCAUUGCAAGUCAUAGGGAAGAUUCCUCUGAUUCAUCAGGAUUUCUGACAGGUUCCUUGUUUGACAAUGGAGAAAGAUCUUCUCUAGCAAUUCCUGAUCUGACAUUCAAUGCAGAGGAAUUCUUAAAGAUACACAAUGAGAAACUUGCCCUCAGGAGAUAUGGGGCUUUUUUUGCUGACUAUUUGUACACAAUGGAAAUUGAACCAGAGAGUGAUCAGGAUGCUGGGGAAAAUCAGUUAGAAGGGUUAGAAAUUUUUGGUGAAAUACGACUUGUGAGGGAGAUGUCUUUCAAACGGUUGAUUGUGGGCCCAACACAUUUACAGCUGUCAACAAGUAUGAUGCAUAGAUUGGAGCUUGUUUUGAAGCUGGCAUUUGAUGAUAUUGUUCCAAGAAAAGAAAAAUGUGAGCCAUACUAUGAUGAAUUCAUUGAGAAACAGCUUCUGGCAGGCAACAUUCCAGCUCGUAAUUCCAGCAUCACCCUGGUGUCGUUUACUGCUACUCUACCAGCUGCUGACCAUGGAAAGAUGUCCCAAGGUCCUCUACUGCACCGCACAAACAGCAGCACAGAGCUACACACUGUCUCCUCACAGUUGUCAUUACAGAGCAUUCCUGAUGUUGAAGAUACUGAUAUUGUUCCCGAGGUGGUCUGUAUUGUUCAGAUCAGUAGAAUUGAUGUCCAAGUAACAGAACCAAUGUACCCAACAGAGCUUACUAAACUGACUGUAGCAAAUGCAGAAUACCCUGCUGGCAAAGCCAUGCUCAUGUGUACAUACUCUGAUGUGUCUGCCCAGCUUUUUGGCAUUCAAGUCAGUGUAACGCAGCUUCACUCUGAUGUAAUAGACAUGCCUAUGGUUAACAUCAUUCCAGCAUUCAGUGUGGCUGGAUCAUUAAGAUUUUGCAUUUUGCCUGAAUCGUGGGGUGGAGCAGACCUUCUUAAGAAAGAGGCUCACAUAGAAGUCCCAAACUUUCAGACUAUUUUGACGAAGCCUCAGUUUGUACUCAUGUCUCACAUUGCUGACUCUUGGGCAAGCAGCAUGACAAAAGAAGGAAAAAUGGCUCCAAUUCCCAGAGCAAUUGUUGGUUGUGUGUUCUAUCCCAAUGAUCAAGACUCAGGAGGCAUACAGCCUGAGUUGCAAUUUAAAGUUUCAAACAUCCAAGUGCAGUUCUGUGAGACUCAGUCUGUUGUUGGUGCAAGUGGUUCAGUGGGAUCUGUUUUUGCCUCUCUCAAGUCUUGUGAGUCUGGCACUACUGAAACAACGCCUUUAGUUAAGGGUCCAUCUGACACCUCAGAAAUGUACACAGGCAAUCUGUUUAGGUCAGCGCAUCUGCAGGAGAACUUUGUUGAAAGUACAGGACCGGUUCUAACCUUUACUGUACAGUUACCACAGGCUGCCAUUAGGAGUGGUGACCCUGUGGCACAACCAGUUCCACCGAGUGGUGAUCAGUUGAGCGGUUUGGUCCUGUUUCAUCUGAAGGGUAUCACGGCUUCCCUUGAUCCUUUGCUGUACAAGUGGAUUUGUUACAAGUCUCCUGCACCAAAAGUAACACCCCGUCACAAAGCAGAACGAGAGAGGACUAAGACUACUCGGCAGCAGUCUCUUCCCAAAACCCCAUCAGCCACCACCCCCAGAAAGAAAUCAUUUGCAAGAGGGUAUGGUUCGGUUACCUCUCCAGCGAAAGAAGAAAAAGCAGGUAGCAAACAAGACGAAAGUCCACAAAAACAGAGUCCACUAAAUGAAAGCUCACAAGAAGUAGUGGAUGGACGAAAGAUGUUUGAGAAUUGGUUAUUUGACAAGCUUUCCUUUUUGACAGCCAUGGAACUCCAAGUUCAUAUGAAGAGUGCUGUAUUAUUCCUGCCAGAGAAGCACAUUGCUCACGAGUUUGAAACCAACGAUAUUGCCUCUACAUUUUCCACCCAAUCCUUAAAAACGACAAACAAUUCAUUUCCACCCACACUGGUCAUUUGCCUCCCAAGCUUUAAACUUCUUAGUGCAAACCACGAACCCAUGUCCGUUAGGCAAUCCCUGCCAGUGAAGAGACAUCACAAAGACGCUACACGACGAGAAACGCUACCGUGGACAUUAGAAGCAGAAAAUCUAGCGGUGUACUCCGUGUACGUGAAGAAAAGCUCAUCACUGAAUGGAGAGGAUCUUCAACCCGUUGUACAUUAUUUAUUGUCAAAAGUGUCAUCCACCGCCGUACUUGCAUCUGCUCGAACAUCAUCCGUGCCAAGUUCCUCCCCACUGGCCCCGCUCCAGUUUCUCAAGCCGAGUAGCGCGAGUGGGAGAAGGGUUUCCAUGCUUGGAUUUUGUGUUCACACAGAUUUUCAACCAAUUGAAGUCAGCUGCUGUGGGAAGCAGAUGCAGUUAGUCGCCAACUUGUUGGAGGGUGUUCUCACAACCUGCUCUUCAACCCCAACAUCUUCCUCUUCCGCCGACACCACUUCCGGUAUUCCUACUUCCGUCACCCAUCCCACCGCUCCAGCUAUGAAACGGACAACCUCUCUUGCUUCAUCAUCCUUUCAAGACCAAGUAGAGAGUGAGAUGGCACCAACCGAAACCGUGUCAUCAACGACCUUUUCACAAGUCCAACAGCCUUCCAACGCCAUUCGAGUUUCCCUGUGGUUGCAAUGGACUCUUCCUCGAGUCGUUGCUAAUCUAUAUAGUCGAUCAGCGGUCGAUCAUUCGGCUGUAUGCGUCAGUGCCGAGUUAGAGGACCUAACAGCUUCAGUUGAUUUCAGUGACACCAUACUUCAAAUGCAGUGCAAGAUCGGAGCUUUCAAUAUUUCACACUUCACACACAGCUCUGAUGGUUUCUGGGAACUUGGUCAUUUCAACGGCAUAUUAUUAUCCUGUAAUGACAUCAUCUCGUCCAAAUCACUAUUCACGUCUGCAAGGCGUCCGUCCAGCGGUCGCCGGGAAAAUCCAGGCCCAGGAGCGCACGGAUUUCUCACGAUCAUGUACAAACGCUCCUCCCUUCACUUAAAGAGACGCAGAUCUUCUUCUGUGGAGAGGACUGGUAAAGAGGAAGACCAAUAUAAAGACCAGCACGAAGUGCACGUCAAUAUUCAGCCGUUUGAUGUCGUGUUGUGGUGCCCAGCUAUCGUUUCGGCUCUUAACACGUUUGAUGUAAGCUUGUUAGAGAAGUUUCGUUAUUUGUCUGAAGACAAGAAUGACGCCGAGAAGACAGAAAAUAUGUUCAUUCCUAAGAACGACGAAGAAGCGGAAAAAGCUGAAAGUCUCACUGUUAAUGUUGAACUCUUACCACUUCUUUUUGUCAACAUGAGAAAUCUAAGAUUAUUCAUUCCGGGUUUAUUCGCUGGGAAGGAUCCAAACUCGGCACAGGAAUCGGGAAGAAUUCAUUCUCAAGAGGACAUGGCUGUAGUUCAACUUUCAACAGUCGCUGUUUCUCCUCACCCUGACAACCCAAACUCCAGGAAAGUUUUGAAUCACAAGUUUUACGAAAAGUUUCGUAAAUUCGGUCGUGGCUCCAGGCAAGCCCUGGGCUAUGACAUCCAUGAUGUUCAGUACCAGAUUGAUCUGUGCGGGUUUGGAGUGUGGACGGGGAGUUGGGAACAACUCUGCGAGAAACACAAACAUGAGGAUGACCAGGAACUAGUUGGUAUUGCAGUGGACCAGAAUCCAGCACUCGAGUGGAACACUCAGAUGUGGCGUGGCACAGAGGAAGUUCGCGUCACUCAAAUAAUUUCCGGUUCAGACUUUAGAGUGGUUCUUGCUCCCGCGAUAUCAGUAGAGAUAUACGUGGCAGUGGACCGCUCAACAGUGUCUGAAAGAAUCCAAGUCUGCGGGUGGUCGCUGGAGUUUAAUGUCGUCACAGACGUAGAUUGUUUUCUUAACAAGGAACAGAUUCAGCUGCUUCAGACUCUUUCUGCAGAGAAUCUAAAAACCCUCUCCAAUUCGUGGAGCGUGCCUUUGAAUGAGAGCGCCAAAGCAUCUUCUGACUCUUCUGUAGUCCGUAGCCCAGACGAUGUCUUUUUGCAAAGUGUUGACAGAAUCGACAGCGGGUUCGAGAGCACACGUAGUAAUCUGUCUCCAAAUUUCAGAAAAGACAGGAGUGGAAUUUCAAAAUUUCCUGUGGAAAAAGGCUCGUGCAACACGUACAAACCACCUGAAAAACAAAGUGAAGUUCCGUGGGAAGUCUUCCUUACCGGAAGGAAACUAUCAGCAGCAGUUUACUCUCAAUUUCUACUCGAAGAUAAAUUUGAAGACAGAGUCUUUGCCUCUAAACAAAGUAUGCCGGGGAGGGGCAAAUCUAUUCAGAUUAAACCUGUUUUACGAGUUGAACUGGUUCAUCCUGCUCUGAUCGUGAACACACAGUCUAGUGAUCCAAGGAUUCAGGUUUCCUGUUUUGACAUCAGCAUCACUGGACCUUCUACAGAAAAAGUGUUCAAGCCGCUGCCUGAUCCAGCUGAUUAUACUGAGGAUUGGCUUAAAAGUGGAGCUGGGCUCCCUGAUCCUCACAGUGGUAUUCUGCCAUCACUUGUGACUGUAGACAUCACAGAUUUCCUCUGUGGCAAAGCUGACGUGUUUGUAGAACUGGGCCGUUCUCUUCACCUGAACUUAAACCUUGAAAUGGCUGAAGAAAUGACAGAAUUCCUAGACGGCCUGGUCGUUCUUAAAGAGGAGCAUUUAGGAGCCAAGGGUACCCAGAUGAGAGCGUCAGGAAGGACAUCUCUUUUGAGGUCCUUUUGUUUGAAUACCUCGGAAAUAUUUAUUCAUCUGGAGGCUCCUCCAAUUCCCGGCAAACCCAAACUGCUUGGCAGUCUACUUGGAAUUGAGUCAAAAAUUUGUCUCAAACUCGAUGAACAAGGAAACUUAAAACGAGCAGACACAAGAUUGCAGUUACAUGGGGUGGGUUUAUCUACCUCAGUAUACGACAGAUGUCGUUCGCUGAUUCAUCCGUUUAGCUGCUCCGUCGAUUUGGAGAUGGUUUGGGAGCCUCACAGUCGCGAUCUGUAUCUGCAGAGUGGCCGCGGUAUUCCUCAGCUCUACGCGGUUAUUGAAGCCGGAUUCGUACAGGUCGAUGUUGGUCAAGAGCACGUGACUUGCCUUAGUGUCCUCGCUGAUCUUGCUAAACAGUUUUUCAGUCCAACCACGGUAAAUCAAGAAAUGGAGGAACAUUGUGUUCAUAAGAGUGAUCUCACACCCGUGAAACCUGAGCGGGUUGUUCUAUUUGAGUCUUUUGACGAUAUUCGGGCUGGCUGCUUUAGAUACGUAACUGCCUCAGGGGAGGGAGAGGCGCAUCAUCCAGAGCCGUGGGAAGUUGUGUUUACAUCGGAAUUUAGUGAAAGACCUCCUGCGAUGACUUGGAGGUACCCCGAGCCCCGAGCACUGUCUGCGGUUGAUAUGGUACCCCUGCCUCUGUCGACACCUGUUUUGGUGAACACUUUGAACAUGGGCGAUGAAUAUCAGGUACCGUGUGUUCUUCGGUAUUGGGAUCCAACUCAGAAAUGUUUCAUUACUUACAAAGAGUUCACCCUGUCGGAGAAUAAUGCAACUCACAUUCCACUCCCUGAUCCCUCUAAGGCCCACCCCGCAGAAGUGAUUGUCGCUGCCGAGUGGCAGAUGGUAGUAGACGUGACGGUGGACAUUGAAUACCCGGAUGAUAGAAGCCACGAUGAUGAUGAUUACUUAACCACCUCUUAUGCGUCUCCAUACCGGUCUCUACUGAGUGCUGCUUCACUGGCAGCUUCUGUCAAAGUGAACUCUGUGGUGAAGCCGGAUCUCAAUCCCGCCUUGUCAGCUCAGCUGAAUAUCAGCAUGUUACAAGUCAAGUUCACCAAUCACCUGCACGCGAUCGGCCGAGUUAUUCCCCAGUACCUAAGGCAGUUUACUAUAGAUCCCUUUCUCCCAACGGACCAAGAAUUUUUACUUCUGAGCGUUGAGGGGCUCAGUGGUGUCAUCAAGGAUGUUGGAGGGACUGGAGGGUUCUUACAAGUUCAGGCAGAGUGGAACUGCCACGCGCAGGUGCUGGACUAUGGGGACCUUACCCAUAGACCUCUCUUGAGCCCUUUCGAUGUGGGCCUUACCGUGGCCAUGUACCACGAAGGAAGAACCAUGCCCCCUAAAGCCGAAGAUCGCCCCACGGUUCCCCCUGUGUGGAUUGAUGCUAGUCUUGAAGCGGGAACAAUCUUGGCACAUGUCAGUCAAAGUACAAUCCACACAAUCGCACUGUCCGCCACGGCUUGGUGUCAAACUGGACAGAGUGAGGCUCAGAGGGUUAUUUUUAACCAUUACAUUAUCUGCAAUGACACCAACGAGGCUCUAAGAUUUGGUCAGGUGGACACAGACGAGUCAUUGUUAUUAAUGAGCCGUCACGUGCAUGCGUAUAGUUGGCGAACACCACAUACUGUGAAGGCCUGCCCCAGGCUACACGUGUGUAUCGAGACCGAGGGAGACUGGCGCUGGUCAGAACCUUUUGAUAUUGAUACUGUUGGCGUGUUUAGUCGAACUAUUCAUCAUCGUCUACACAGUGCAACUCUGUUCAUCGAAGUUAAACAGCUUUCUGGUAUGCAGAAGCAAGUUAUCAUUCGCGGAAGUCAUAUCAUUGUUAGUCGCCUUUCAAUCGAUGUUGAUGUGCAGAUUCUUACCAACCCCUCCCUGAACACUGAACAGUCAUCCAAAGCCCGUUACCAGGUUCUUGAGGAUGUUUCUCUACCAGCCAACACAACAUUGCCAUCUUAUGUCAUUUCCCACGGCGGCCUAGCAGGCAUGCGCAUUCGUAUUCCUAACGAUACCACGUGGUCUGACGCGUUACCACUGGAGUAUGGAGAGGGAGGGAGUACAGGGCAUCAUUGUAUUGUGCAGCUUCUCGGAGUUAAAGAUUUCCAGACGUUUUAUUUCUGGUACAACUUAGAGAAACCUGGAUCUCCAGAUCAGAUUAAGGUGACCUUAUCUCCUCUGUUUGUUAUGCGGAGCCAUCUGCCCGAACCAGUCCUCAUGAAUGUAUUCACGGCCAAUACGAACUCGGCUUCAGUCCUUCAACUGCAAGGCCGAGCACGUGAACAACAGAUGUAUAGCCUAAUUCCGAACUCGUGGCAUCACCUGACUUUUCAAUUUACUGGCUCAAGUAAAUGGUCCAGUCCCUCUGUGCCACUGAAUACCACACUAAUAGAAUUAGCCAAUAGGAUGAACAAUAGUGACGAUAAGGAAGAGGACAGACCGCUGGCUGAUAUUUGGCCGUACUGCGAGAAUCAUCAGUAUUUUCGGCGAUGUGAUAUUAUAUCAGAGGAGAAACCAGAGUCUUCUCUGGUGAAGAAUUUAUCACUUGGUUGUGACGUGAACGAGGAUAAAACACAACUUGGAACCAAGAUAGAUGCACCUUCUCAAGAUAUGCGUGAAAACCCGUCCUCAAUCCCUGCUAUUGAGGUACAGUGCCGCGUGAUAAAACGGUGGCCUCAUCUCAGCUCGCUAUUGGUUGAAGUAUUACCCUGGUGUUUGCUGGUUAACAACAUUGCUGUGCACGUGAUCAUCAGGGACCUGGAACGAGACGUUGAUAUAGAUUUGCCGAGUGGCUCAGUCGUGGCGCCUCACAGAAUCACAGGAAAAGUGAAGUUUGGUGCUUAUUUUGGAAACAAAGAUGGCAGUUGGUCCGAAGCAGUGUCUCUUCCAUCGGAUUCACCCAGCACUCGAGAGGCAUCCUCAAACGAUGUCGAUGAAGGCCUGUCUGUUCCGAUCGCUUUCGUGUUGAGUUCGGGUGAUAUUCGUGGUGCUCGUUGGACCAUUACAUCUCGGAUGUGUCGGGGAAUCAAGAUCGUAUCAGUUGAGCAGAGAUUUCAAAUGAUAAACAAUUUUGGAAAGCCUUUAGUUGUCCAUCCUGUUCUAGUGACCUCUGGCAAAAAGAUACCAGUGGAUAAUCUGACCCGAGCUACUGCAGUUAGUUUGUCCAGCGAUCCCAAGCAGUUUAUGCCUAUCACCUCUUGGGACGUGCCUUCUUCCACCGCCGUAGUAGUCAAUGAAGAAGGGGAAUCUUCAUUUAGUGGACAAACAUCUCCUGUGUUGUUUCUCGCCUUUGAAAAAGAACCGCAAUCUUCAACUAGUGAGGUGAAAAACCUUAAAUGGUCACGUGCUGUGCUGGUCACGCCAGAAGUAACUCGUCAAUCCGUGGCAGUAUCCGUCGAUGAUAGCGCUACACUCCCUGUAGUUGUGACGUCACACGUUUCCAACGGUAUAGUCAACAUUGUUGUCUCCCCAGAUCCAUCUCCCCGUCUGCUUCUCCAAAACGACUGCCCCUUCACACUUCAGUUUGGGCAGGCAAUACCUCCGCAAAGCCCCAGCCACGUCAGUGAUUCUCCGGAAAAGAUUGUGGUCGUGGAACAAAUGCAGGGAUUGGGUGAGAUUCCCGCAAUUGUGGCCUUCAGUUCCACUUAUUAUGAACUUCCUGUCAUGCGCGAAUGGUUUGCUACUUCCAGUGAGGUGCAGAGGCUUCCCGAAUUGCACAUUCAAGCGUUGUACGACGUGAACGUGGCAGAAAUAUCAGAGGAAGAAGGUGAGCGGGGAGAGCUAGCUACUGAGAUGACAACUGAAGUUCCUCAAGGGUGGAGUAAUGGCUUUGACUUGAACUCUUUAAGGGAGGUGUGUGUCAACUUGCCUGGGAGGGGACAGGUUCUAUUGACUGUAACUCAAGAAAGACUUUGUACCUGCGUUAAGGUCCAACCGUUGGAAAAAGAUCGUGCGAGGGACAAUACAGUUCAAAGUGUAUCGCCUGUCUCACCAGUUAUCCAUGCUGAUUUAUUCAUUUGUCAGGUAGGGGUGACGAUUAUAGAUGAAGUUACGAACUUCCGAAAUCCUUACGAAGUUUUCCGAAUAACUGCUGAAGGUGUCUCCGUGAAACAUUCUGCGGAAGAAACUUUGAGGGAUAGAGGUCAUAAUUUCCGGGACUUGUCUUUGUGCGUUGGAGCAGUUCAGGUCGAUAAUCAAUUGCAAGACGACAUGUACGAGUUUUCAGUGAUUCUAACACCAAGCAAUGCUCCAAUGACGAUUAAGAGAGUGCCGUCGCAGCGAAGACCUGGUCAUCGCUCAAGAGCUAAGCCGCUGGUCAGUAUCAAAAUUGUGUAUGAGCCUGGUCCGAGCGCAGAAGACAUAUUCCUUAGCUCUGUAUGUGUUACUCUUCAACCGCUGACAAUGUACAUCGAGGACACUUUUCUUUAUCGUCUAGGGGAUAUGGCCGUAUCAUUUCUGCCUCCUCUUCUUUACCACUCGUCAACGUCAGUUAGUCACUUGGAGGGUGAUCGACAUAAAAUUCUAAAUGCAGCUUGUUCAAAUGUUCGACCAAUCUUAAUGGGCGAGCUGAAAAUAACUCCCGUAACGUUUAGCGUCACUCUCCACGGCUCUGCCAAGCUCUUUUUGUCUGUUGAUGAUUCUCCUCUAUCUCUUGGCCAGUUUCACAUGUCUCCGGUUUAUCUCCCAAGUUCUGCCCUCGUUCAGAAGCUCACUUAUCAUUACGUGACCGCAGCGCUAUUCAAGGCGGGCUGGGUAUUGGGUUCUCUUGAACUUCUCGGGAAUCCCGCAGGUUUAGUGAGAAGCUUUAGUCAAGGGGUAGCUGAUUUCUUUUAUUUACCUUAUGACGGGCUGACUCGCGGGCCUGGCGCGUUCGUGUCGGGCAUGUCCCGAGGCAUGUCGUCUUUCGUUAGGCAUCUUUCCACCGGUGCAUUGACGUCCAUCACGAGUCUUGCGUCAAGUAUGGCUCGGAACCUGGAUCGACUAAGUAUGGAUCGCGAAUAUCUCCGACUGCUAGAGGAGCAAAGAUGCAGAAGACCAAAGAAAGUGCUAACAGGAUUAUCGAAAGGGCUUGGAGGAUUCGGUCUCAGUCUCCUAGGCGCUGUAGCGGGUAUAGUAGAUCAGCCCAUCCAGGGAAUACGGCAAGCUAAUGAUGUAAGAGAAGCGGCUAGUGGUGUCAUUACUGGUGUAGGAAAGGGCCUAAUAGGUGUGGUUACCAAGCCACUGGGUGGCGCCAUGGAGCUGGUGUCACAGACUGGGCAGGGAAUCCUACAGGGGGCUGGUUUAACAGAGCUGCCAAAUCGACUCUUCGAUCCUGGAGAAAGGUUGGCGUUUUCUGCUAAGAACAGCCAUUUGAAGUACUUCUGGAAAAUGCUGCACAAUCAGGAAGAUCUUGAUCUUCUUCUUCACUUGGAAGCGACUGUUGUGACGUCAUCUGGGCAUGACUAUGAUGGAACUGUGCUGCUGACCAGAGACACGUUAUUCAUUGUGGGCCAGGCCGCAGAUACCAUCCAGCAAACUCUCUUUAUUAAGGACAUUGACUUGCAAGAGGAUGAAGAAGACAAUAGGAGUGUUGCCGUAGUAAAUCAAGUAGUUAUUGCAAAGGACGAGAGCGAAGAGGCGGAUGGAGUGCAUGACAGUGGUGACCCAGACCGCUUGAGGCAGUUCCUUAAAGAUGCGCGGGCUCAGGCAUUAGAGCAAAUGGCUACCUUGGAUAGCUCUGACAGUAAUUUGACUUCUCCCGGUCAGAAGUUCGUUUUGCUUGUUGACCCUAUGUUAAGAAGAACACUUUUGUUACAGUUUCAAUCGGCUAAGAGGAACUUAAUUUCAGACCCGUAGCUUCCCUGUCCACAUGAAAGGGCUCUUUUGCCAGCUGGACGAAAUCUUGAGACACAUCUGUUUUUGUGGAGAAAAUAACCGCGAAAUUAAACGCCGCGCUAACCCUAAGCCAACCAUCCCCAGUCAAAUGAAAUUUUUUGCGUGUAACUUUUAAAGUGAUAAUUUACACUCUUCAAAGUAGGGUUCAUUUUAAACAUCUACGAAUCAUCUCUUGUGUAAACCCCCUGGUGAAAAACUCAAAAAGUAAGACAAUUUGAAAAUGUUAGGCUUUUUCUUGUUUAUUUUUUAUAGCUGGAUACAUAUGGCCUUCUUAGCAAAAAUAUCGCCAAUUCACGGGAAAACACUUCUGAACAAUUUGCUUGCCGUUCGCUAUCAUGAAGUGUUAAAUAAUUCCUGUAAGAGAAUUAUAAUUGUAUAAGAUGAGGUAUAAUCACAGGGUAUGAUUAUUGCCAGGGUAUUGGAAAUGGAAAACAUUUCCAACAGGAAUUUGUUCCUAGGGAAUAUAACUUGUCUCGAUUUUAUAGCACAGAUAUUAUUGUUAAGAAGUGUGGCUUACACUUGCUAUCAUAUUUAAGUGCACUAUCCUAGCUGAUUUAGGAAUAAUCAAGGUUCUUGGUGGGGAGAAAUUGUUGAACAAUAUUUAAACGAAUCGCUUUAGGUUUAUAUAUAUAUAUAUAUGCAUAGAAGUAAUUUGUAAACAGAGGAUUAGAAAUGUUUGUACCACAGAUGUACAGAACAAUCAUUCAAAUAAAGUUGUCUGAAUUUGA
Messenger RNA from Pocillopora damicornis (cauliflower coral), 13033 nucleotides. RefSeq names its product intermembrane lipid transfer protein VPS13B. Lineage: Eukaryota; Metazoa; Cnidaria; Anthozoa; Scleractinia; Pocilloporidae. The record is from RefSeq and is a predicted model, not a curated record.